AUGCCUUUUCUCCGCUCAACCCUCGCCUCAGUCCUACUCGGCGCGACGGCCGCACAGGCCGGCAUCUUUGGCAUCAACGAUUACUCCUGCACUUCCGACUCGAACCCUGUCGUGCUCCUGCACGGGUUGGGCGCCACCUACUAUGAAGAUCUGAACUACAUGCAGUAUUGGUUGCAAAACCAGGGUUACUGUACCUACUCCUUGACCUAUGGUGCCUAUGAGGGAUUCCCGUCACUCGGAGGUCUCCAGCAUAUCGCCGAUUCAGCGCCUGAAAUCGCAGCUUUCAUUCGCGAAGUCAUUGACAAGACGGGCAAGAGCAAAGUCGACCUUGUCGGACACUCCGAAGGCGCGUUCCAAUCUCUUUACGUGCCCAAGUUCGAGGGCGUGUCCGGUCUCAUCGAUAAAAUCGCCGCCAUUGCACCCCCAACGCACGAUACCACUUUUGCCGGCCUCUAUAACCUGGCCUAUCUUCUGGGCAAUCUGACGCACGAGGUCGUGGCCGAUGUCCUCGAUACCGUCGGCUGCGGCGCCUGUGACGAUCUCGGUCCCGGUGGCGCUGCCGUUCUUCGCUUGAAUGAUGGAACCCCUAUCGUGCAGCAGGGUAACAAAGUUACCAUUAUCGCGUCUCAAUACGAUGAGCUUGUCACUCCGCCUAAGACUGCUUUUAUUGAUGAAGAUGGUGUGACCAAUCUGUGGAUCCAGUCGGUUUGUCCUUUAGAUCCCGUUGGGCACAUUGGUGAGGCUUAUGAUUUGAAUGUUUGGAACUUGGUGAAGAAUGUUCUGGACGAGACGCCGGAUCGCAAAUUUGUUUGCUUGCUUGGGUCGCCUGGAAAGAAGCGCUGA
This is a messenger RNA of Penicillium maclennaniae, 843 nucleotides long. RefSeq names its product esterase/lipase family protein. Gene Ontology annotation, molecular function: lipase activity. The transcript has a single exon. Gene Ontology annotation, biological process: lipid catabolic process. Lineage: Eukaryota; Fungi; Ascomycota; Eurotiomycetes; Eurotiales; Aspergillaceae. The record is from RefSeq and is a predicted model, not a curated record. The coding region runs from base 1 to 843 and encodes 280 amino acids.